Lachnellula hyalina is the source of this 234-nucleotide messenger RNA. RefSeq names its product Succinate dehydrogenase assembly factor 1, mitochondrial (gene SDH6). Gene Ontology annotation, cellular component: mitochondrion. Bases 1 to 234 code for a protein of 77 amino acids. NCBI's taxonomy places the organism in Eukaryota, Fungi, Ascomycota, Leotiomycetes, Helotiales, Lachnaceae. The record is from RefSeq and is a predicted model, not a curated record. The transcript is spliced from 3 exons. Gene Ontology annotation, biological process: mitochondrial respiratory chain complex II assembly.
AUGAAGCAUUCGGGACUCCAAAGAGAAGUCUUAUCCCUAUACCGAACAUGUCUUCGAGAAAGCAGGAAAAAGCCAGCCAACACGAGACUGCAUUUCGAGUCGUAUGCGAGGACCGAAUUCGAAAAGAGCAUUGGCCUGGACAAGAAAGAUUUUGGUGCCAUAGAAUACCUUCUCCGCAAAGGCCGGAGACAGGUGGACAUGUAUUCUGCUCCAGGAAUUAGAGAUAUUCAAUAA